AGGAACACUGCUGCAAUCCUGAAGCAAAACCUCGAUAGGAUGCUAGAAUACACUUGCUCUGGUAUCAAUUCUACAUGUAACAUGACUAACGUGGAUCUAAGGGCUAGAGCAAUCAAUCCGAAACACGCAGGUGGACUGGAUAUUGUAUUUGUAUUCGACGCCUCAAGUAGCAUCAACAAACUAGACUUCAAACUUGGAAUACGGUUCGCUCAAGAGUUAGUUAAGCAACUUGGAUCAACGUGGAAACCUGGAGGAACUCACGUAGCUGCCUUGACGUAUGGCACCAAACCUCAGAUGGAAUUCAAUCUUGGUGAUGCGUCUACAGACUCUGCUGAUAAAGUUAUUCGUCAACUUGAUAAAAUAGAUCGACUCGGAGGGGGAACUGCAUCACAACCCGCUUUGGACAUGGUAAAAACAUUARUUGCUCCUCAGACUCGUGAAGGAAGCCAGAAAACCUUGUUUUUUAUCACAGACGGGCGCUCCAACAUUGGUGGCAGCCCAAGGAAGGCUGCUGCAUAUCUUCGUGAGAAGAAAGACUUUGAGAUUUACGCCGUUGGAGUUGGUAAGCAAGUGAGACACAGAGAGUUAAUGUCAAUCGCUUCACAUCCUGAGGAUAAACAUGUACUUGUUGUGAAAGAUUACGGAGAACUACCGAAAAUGGUCCGACAGCAAUCAUGGUUAUGUGGCAGGGUGGGGUGCGACACAGGUUCUUCAACAAGGUCAAGACGCACUCCCCAAUAAAAAGAUUUCACAGGUAUUACUGCAUUCAGCGUUCAAGGUACAAAGCAACGUAACCUGUAAAGAUGCAACAAAAGAAUUCUUCAACCCUUCCGUAACCUUCUGCGCGGGAGAUGGAAAGGGCGGCAACGACACGUGCACAGGUGACUCCGGCGGUAGCUUUGUCAGAGAGUCAAAACAAAGCGACGGGAAAUGGCGAUGGGUCUCCACAGGGUUGGUAUCGUGGGGGGAGGGCUGCGGAUUGAAAAACAAAUAUGGAUAUUACACACGAGUGGAGCCAUUUGUAAACUGGAUCAAGGAAACUAUACAAAAAGACCGCGAAGAAUCGGAAAAAUGACAAAGCAAUUAUAUUUAUGAAUUAUGAAUAACUUAGUUUUAAAGAGCUUUCAUAAAGACAAAACAGCUAGUAGCGACGAUAAUAAUCCAUAAUCAAUCAAAGAUCAAUCUAAGAGGGAUUCAAAAGUUAGCCGAGCCUUUAUCUCAAUGGCAGACAGUGAGUGUGCAGUAACAAAUAGGUACUUUUCAUUCACACCUAAGACAGUCACUAACAAGUAUCUAUCAAUUGAAA
This is a messenger RNA of Exaiptasia diaphana, 1306 nucleotides long. RefSeq names its product complement C2. NCBI's taxonomy places the organism in Eukaryota, Metazoa, Cnidaria, Anthozoa, Actiniaria, Aiptasiidae. Gene Ontology annotation, molecular function: serine-type endopeptidase activity. Gene Ontology annotation, cellular component: extracellular region. Gene Ontology annotation, biological process: proteolysis; complement activation. The record is from RefSeq and is a predicted model, not a curated record.